This is a messenger RNA of Exophiala aquamarina CBS 119918, 3087 nucleotides long. RefSeq lists its product as uncharacterized. The record is from RefSeq and is a predicted model, not a curated record. Gene Ontology annotation, cellular component: nucleus; cytoplasm. The transcript has 6 exons. NCBI's taxonomy places the organism in Eukaryota, Fungi, Ascomycota, Eurotiomycetes, Chaetothyriales, Herpotrichiellaceae. Gene Ontology annotation, molecular function: mRNA binding. Gene Ontology annotation, biological process: nuclear division. The coding region runs from base 1 to 3087 and encodes 1028 amino acids.
AUGCACAAGAUCAGCAACUUCACCGGCCAGGCCCGUCAUGGCUGGGAACGGAUGACUCCAGCAGCGUUUGGAAUGUCGAGAUUCAAUCAAGAUAUGUCCACGCCGCAACCAUUGAGACGUCCUCAGGGCUCUCCCGGAGUCGGACCCCCAUCCUCUGCCGAUGCUACACCUGUCAACCUUUCUUUCAAUGUGCCCUUCGCCUCCAAUCUUGCCGGUCCCGAUCCUGAAGACGUCCUACACUCGAGUCCUGGUGCCUUCCAACGAUGGACCUUCCCGCCAGGGACCGAAGACGGAACGGCUAUUCACAAGCUCGCCGUCCACGUCCAGAACGAGGAACGACUCCGGUCCCUAUGCUCGUACAUUAGUGAUCAGAGUGCUGGCCACAUUCAAGCAACUGUCACCUCCUCAGAACCCAAGGCAGGGCCUGUGCUUCAUAGAAAAUCUCAAGGACUGGUAACCAAUGUCUGUAUCUCCGGCGAUGGUGAUCUGGUUUACAAGAUGCGAGCCAAAGUCCUGAAUGAGACGCCGAUAAUGAUGCGGUCUGCUAUUGUGGACAUUGAUCCAGACUUGAUACUCGACGGUGCUGAAACGGGCAUUCGAUCGAGUGUUCUCAGCCAUAUUGAUCUGUGUGCGAAGUACACGGGUACAGACAUCUUCCUUCUCAAGCCCCGUAACGCCGAACCUCUGUCCAGUGGCGCUUCCUAUGGCAGCGCCAUAGAUAGUGGUCUUGACCAACGUUUCCGUGUCAACAUAUUUGGAGAUAUGGAAAGUGUUGAACAUGCUAAAACCCGGGCUUUGAUGAUGAUCGAUCAAAUUCUCAAGCACAAGAUCGACGUGAUAAAGCUAGAGGUGACAAUGCAUACCUUGGUCUCUGGUCGUACUGGAAAGAACAUCAAGCAGAUCGAAUCAGCGACAAAGACCGCCAUCUACUUCCCACCUCCUUUUCCGGGGGUGUUUGGUUAUGUGCCUCCACACGCGACCCGCCGGGCGGCGGACGAAAUCUUCAUCACCGGUGAAACACAAGAGCGUAUUAAUCAAGCCAAGCAGAGGCUGAAAGAGUUGGUCAUGGGCAUAAAGCUAUACUCAAAAGACGCUGUGGUCUCGGCAAGCAAAAUCGACAACAUCCUUUUCGAUCGAUUGGAUAAGGUUCAGAGAAUCAUGGAGACAAAUGGUUCUCAUGUUCUCUUCCCUCAGCUUGGCAGCCAGCGAGGCCUUAUUCGCGUUCAAGGCACCGAGGUUCUUCAUGUUGAGCGGACCGUGAAGGAGAUCAUGGCUCUAGCAGGGCAAUUCUUCAGUGCUUCAUGGUGGAUCAUGACUCCGGACCCGUCCCAAGGUGCUUCCUUCCGAGGACCUUCGCCUGAUGAAAUUCGAGUUAUGCUUAGCGACAUCUGUACCAACUCCGGUGCUGAUUUAAGCUUCGAGAAAUUCACUUUUACUCUCAAUGGAUCCGACGAUGCUGUCAAAGCCGCAAUGAUGGUCAUCAAUCAAAUUCCCUUUGUCAAACAAUCGCCAUACCAAAUGCGUGUGAAAAUUGAACUUGCUAAUGAACACAAAGAGUUCGUCAGCGGCAAGAAGAACGGCAAGAUCAACAAGAUCAUGGGUCAAAGCAAUGUCCAGAUCAUCUUCGAUGGUUUCAACGAAUACAACUUUUACAUUGACGUGGUAGGCAGCCAAUAUGAAGCCACAAAGAAUGGCCUUGAUCUGGUCGAGCAGGAAAUGCCAGCCUCAAUUUCAUUUCACGUCCCUGAUCAAUACCACAAACGUAUCAUUGGGAUUGGUGGCCAGCAUAUUCAACGUAUCAUGAAGAAAUACUCAGUCUUUGUGAAAUUCUCCAAUGCAAUGGAUCGAGGUGGUAUGGGCAAGGAAGAUGAUGAUAUCAAGGUUGAUAAUGUCAUUUGCCGAACGCCUGCCCGUAAUGCACAAAGCUUGGACCUGGUUAAGCAAGAGAUUAUGGAUAUGGUGGAGAAAGUCGACGCCGAGUUUGUUUCCGAGACCGUCGUCAUUAAUAGACUGUACCAUCGUGAAUUGAUCGCUAGAUUGUCCGAAAUCGAGGAUCUAGAGAAGCAGUGGAACUGCAAGAUCGACUUUCCGAAUACUGAACAAGCGAGUGACGUUGUCAGCAUUUCCGGACCAGAAUACCAAGUUCCUCAGGCCGUUGACGCUUUCUUGGGAAUGGUGCCUGAAAGCCAUGAGAUUGCUUUCCAGAAAUCAACAGACUUGGAGACCUUUUUCACCGCCCCCGAAUUCUUCAAUGACUUGCGGCAGAAGCUGAGAAGCCAGUACGAGGUGGACGUUCACGCCAAUCCUCAACUGAGUAGCUUGCCCAAAUCUGCCACAGCUUCAGUGGAGCGCAUUGUGGGGCCUUCAGAAGGACGACUGGUUCUUACUUACACGCGGAACAACGCAGGUGGACUCAAGGACGCCAUUGAUUAUCUCAUUUCACAGCUCGUUCCACAUGGACUUGAUGCCACAACUGUCAAGGGAGCAAUACCGCGGCCGAAGUCGGAUUCGUUCGAGGAUUCGCUGCCAUUUUUUGACUCCAAGCUGUUGCAGAAUGCGCCUUCACUACACUCGGAUUCACCAACACGGGCCAACUUUACGGACGGAGAUACUCCCGUCUCUGAACGAGCGUCUCUGUUCGAUAGACUGCGCAAGCCGGGGAGCAUGUCGUCCUUUUCGUCCUUCAUGAGUCGCAAGAACCAGAACAACUCUCCAGGAACGUUUUUCAAGCACGCUUCGUCAAAUGCUAGUAAAGCGUCCCUUAUCUCUAUGGAGAGUCGCGAGAGUGGCUACCGCAAUUUCUGGAAUGACAGUGGUGUCAACCUUCCCGAAGAAGAGGUUGCACCCUCCUCAGCUAGUGGUGGCUGGCCAUCACGAUUCGAAAAGUUCCCUUUUGGCACAAACAGUAUCAGUCUGUCUGGGGAUAGAACACCCAAACACGAACCCAGGGCAAGUUUCGACUCCGGACGUCCACCCACCUCGCAUUCUUUCUCUUCCUAUCCGGCUCCAAUUGGGCCACACCACCAUAACCAGAUCCAUAACAACGGCAAUGGAUCUGCCAACAAUUUGAACCUUUCCUUACGCUAG